AUGGCACACUUACGUUUGCUUGAUAAAAAUAAUCAUCAGAAUAGUGAAAGCUCUUCUGAUUCAGCUGAAGAGGAAAUGAAAAUUAAUGAAGAUACAACCAGCCUAUCAACGAACAUUGGAGAUAAAGUUCAGUUAACUGAUAUAUCGGAUAUUUUUGAAUUGUGCAAAAACAAUUGUAGUUAUAAAUUUCUCAGUGUUUUGUUAUACAUGAGUUUAAGACAUUUUAACAUUACAUGGCGUGAUUGUGAUUUAUUUUCCCAAGAAAUCGGAUCAUUAUCAAGUCAAACAUGUCAGAAAUGGGUGGAUAUUUUUGUAUCAGGUGAUAUCGAUCAGUUCUGCGCAGACAAUCGUGGUGGAAAGCAUAUUGAAACUUUUUAUGAAACAUUUCCCGAGCUUGAAUUAUCGGCAAAAGUAUUUGCAGUUGAACGUUGUAGUAGUAAAUCAGCCGACUUUACUGUUCAAGACCUCGCGUCUUUCAUUGAUGAAAAACCUUCGCCGCUGGGAUUUCGAUUUGAUUCGAACUCAAAGAGACCUUACUUUGAAGGUCACGAGCGACCUGAUAUAGUUAGCCAUCGUGAAGAGUUUAUCAAAUACUUUCUCGAAAAGAAGGAUCAUUAUUACAUGAUAUCAAAUGAUGAAAGUCCUAUUUGGAAAAUGCCUACUCAGAGUCCCGCAUCUGUUUUAAUAUUUCAUGAUGAAACCACUUUUCGUUCAGGAGAAGUUUCUGCAAAGAGAUGGGUUUUUGAAAACAAUGCACCGUUUUUUUCGAAAGGUCGAGGAAGAUCUGUCAUGAUUAGUGAUUAUUUAAUAAUGCACCCAUCGGGUCCUUUCUUCACAUUAGAUGAAAAAGAGUACAAACAAGCAUUAGAAACAUUUCCUGAACUAGCAAAGUAUGACGAUGACGUUAAUUACAUAGAGAAAACUGCUACAGGAUCUAUUGAUGUCGGUUACAACUCAUAUUUCGAUAAUUCCACAAUUCUUUCUCAAUUCGAACGCUUGUUCAAACUCUUACGAUUUAAAAAUGAUUUUAAAAAUCAUACUAUCGAAGUUGUAGUGGAUAACGCCACCACCCACGCAGCGAAAGCUUACUCUUUAUUGGAUUUCGGAAAAUCCAUCGGUACCAAAUGUACAACGGAUACUGUUGAAUAUAUUGAUUCACAAAGCCAACAACAUGUAGUAGAUUGUUUUUUUCAAAACAGGACCUAA
Adineta ricciae is the source of this 1206-nucleotide messenger RNA. NCBI's taxonomy places the organism in Eukaryota, Metazoa, Rotifera, Eurotatoria, Adinetida, Adinetidae. The record is from the annotation of a GenBank genome assembly.